CCGGGACGUAUGACGGGUGCGGGUAACUAUGGUGGCUACAACCAUAACGCUCGUUCUCCGCCUCGUUAUGGGCGCUCUAGUCGUUCUCCACCCCGGUACCGCGAUGAGCGUGAUCGUGACUACUACGACCGUCGUCCACGCUCACCUCCUCGUCGUGGAUACCGCUCGCCAUCACCCCGUGGUGGCCCUCAAUUCCCUCUCCCAAGACGCCACGGCCGCGAUGUCCCCGAAGUCCAGAUCCUCGUCCUCGACGAGGCGGAUCGUAACUUUGUCAAAUUCGUUGAUGCAGCAUUCGCCGCACAAUUCCGCACGCACACACUCUCCCUCUCCCCCCGCCUCCCCGUCGACGAAGUCAUCCGACAAAUGGUCGUCGAAGGCGUGGACGCAGUCGUCAUCCUCAACCGAAACCUGCAAUACAGAAACAAAAUCAGUCUACAGUGCUUUGAUCGCCGAGGUGGCGCGAAUGUCAAGUUUGAGGAGUAUGCGGAUGUGGAUAUCAAUGUCGGUGUCGCGCUCGUGCAGAGGUUGAAGCAGGCGGCUGCUGCCGUCGCUGCUCCUCCGGCUAUGGGGUAUGGUAUGCCUCCCCCGGUUGGGUACCCGCCCAUAGCUGCUCCCCCUGUCGCCGCCGCUCCCGGUGCGAACCUCGCGAACAUCAUCUCCUCCCUCGACCCAGCGGCUUUGCAGAAUGUCAUCGGCGCACUUGCGAAGGCACAGCAACCUGGUGCUGCACCCGUGGCUCCUGGAUACCCACCCGCUGGACUUCCUGCUGGCUUUGCUAUGCCUGGGUAUCCCGGAGCUGGAGCACCAGGACCAGGACCAGCGACUCAGGGUGCGCCGACGCAGCAGGUGCAGGAUAUCAUGGCGCAGUUGGCAAGGUUGCAAGGACGGCAGUAAGCAUCGGUCAUAUGCGAUAUAGGAGUUGGAAGUCUGGAUAAUCUGAUACGACAGCUCAUCAGGUAGUAGAUAGCUGUAUAUUGUAGUAAUGCAGAGUGAUUGAACGAUUAUAUGAGC
Messenger RNA from Saitoella complicata NRRL Y-17804, 1011 nucleotides. RefSeq lists its product as uncharacterized. The transcript has a single exon. NCBI's taxonomy places the organism in Eukaryota, Fungi, Ascomycota, Saitoellomycetes, Saitoellales, Saitoellaceae. The coding region runs from base 10 to 894 and encodes 294 amino acids. The record is from RefSeq and is a predicted model, not a curated record.